Messenger RNA from Trypanosoma grayi, 322 nucleotides. RefSeq lists its product as hypothetical. The transcript has a single exon. NCBI's taxonomy places the organism in Eukaryota, Euglenozoa, Kinetoplastea, Trypanosomatida, Trypanosomatidae. The record is from RefSeq and is a predicted model, not a curated record. The annotation marks the transcript as partial.
AUGACAAAGGCGUGGAGGUUCUCCUGGGCUUACGCGGCGUGCUCCUUCACAAUCUUUGCCACAAUCUCGCUAUGCGUUUUUUUCUGCUACGUCGUAUUCGUGUUGCGUCGCCGUCAGCGACAACAGCGCUCGGUAGAAUCUGUUUUUCAGCAGCGUCAUCAGCAGCGCCAACAGAGAAUGCAAGACCGUCGCGUGUACGCAGAAAAUAUGCGUGCGUUGUUUCUCUUCUUACAGUCUGACAUUACAACAUUAAACACGACUGCAAUCCCUCCCGCCGCACCAGCUGCAAACCCCUUUUCCGGCCCAGCAAGUGGUGCGACAC